Messenger RNA from Paramuricea clavata, 246 nucleotides. Lineage: Eukaryota; Metazoa; Cnidaria; Anthozoa; Malacalcyonacea; Plexauridae. The record is from the annotation of a GenBank genome assembly.
AUGGAGGAGCAAAUCGCUAAACUACAAACAAAAUUGAAGCUUUUGAACUUUACAGCUAAAAAGACAGAUUCUACCAUCGCCAAAGCAGACAUCGAAGUCUCGGAAAGACUACGUUCAUCGAUAAAGUCCGUAAGCGACGUUAAAGAAACAAUCGAAGAACAGAAGUUUAAAUCUGGGGCAACCGUGGAAAAUGUUAGCGAAUGGAGCGACGAAAUCGAACAACAAAUUGAAUUCGCAGACGAAUAG